This is a messenger RNA of Diuraphis noxia (Russian wheat aphid), 4070 nucleotides long. RefSeq names its product putative multidrug resistance-associated protein lethal(2)03659. Gene Ontology annotation, molecular function: ABC-type transporter activity; ATP hydrolysis activity; ATP binding. The record is from RefSeq and is a predicted model, not a curated record. Gene Ontology annotation, biological process: transmembrane transport. Lineage: Eukaryota; Metazoa; Arthropoda; Insecta; Hemiptera; Aphididae. Gene Ontology annotation, cellular component: membrane.
GAUGUUAGACCUGUUUAAAACCGGACGAAUCAGAGAUUUAGAUGAAACCGAUUUGUACACGACAUUGGACGAUCAGAUAUCAUCAUCGUUAGGCGAUAAAUUAGAAAAGGAAUGGCGUUUAGAAUUGACCAAUGCAUACUCUAAGAAUCGUACCCCUAAUCUACUGAGAACUUUGAUUAAAAUGUUUGGCUAUAAAUAUAUAUUUAUUGGAUUUAUAUUUGCUAUCUAUGAAAUUAUUUUUAUAGGAUCUAUGCCACUACUAGUUGGCGGGUUAUUGGCAUAUUUCAACCCAGAUGAUGGUUCCAGUACUACUGACUUGAGACAUGCAUACAUGUAUGCAUCUGGUAUACUAUUUUCUUUGUUAAUUACAAUGGUAUUAAAACAUUUAAGUAUUGAAAAAAACUUAUUAUGUGCGAUGAAGAUCCGAGUUGCUUGCUGUUCUAUCAUAUACAGAAAGGCAUUGUGUUUAAGUCAAACUGCUCUUGGCGAGAUCACUGUCGGGCAAGUAAUAAAUUUAAUAUCAAAUGAUGUUAGUCGAUUUGACUUAUCAUUUACAUCAAUGCAUUAUAUAUGGAUUGGUCCCAUGCAAACAAUUGUGGUCACAUAUUUUUUGUGGMAGGAAAUUGGCGUAUCAUCAAUAAUUGGAUUAUCUACGUUUUUAUUUUUUAUUCCUUUCCAAUGUUGGUUGGGUAAAAAAUUGUCCGAAUAUCGAUUAAAGACUGCUAAAAUUACCGAUGAAAGAAUUCAUUUAAUGGACGAAAUAAUUUCGGGAAUACAAAUAAUCAAAAUGUACACUUGGGAAAAACCUUUUACAAAACUUAUACAGCAUUCUAGAAAAAAGGAAAUUAAACAAAUUCGAAGGGCUUUAUUUCUAGGAGUUUUAAAUUUUUCGUUUCAAAUAGUUCAAACUAGACUUCAACUCUUCAUUAGUAUUUUAUCAUUCAUGUUACUUGGAAACGAWAUCUCAAUCAGAAAAGUUUUUGUCGUAACUGCAUUUUACUCUGUAUUGCAACAACCAAUGUCGAAGUUAUUCGGUCGAGGUUUAUCGCAAUUAGCUGAACUGAAAAUAUCUGUAAAACGCAUACAGAAAUUUAUGUUGCUUGAAGAAAAAGAUAGCGAAGUCGCAAAUCUCUCAAAAUUUGCAGUCAAACCAUUAAUAAUUAAUGUUAUAGAAUCGGACAUUAAUACAGAUAAUAUUGAUUUUGAUAUUGAAACAAACAGUGAAUGUUUGAAUAGUUUUGGUAUAGUUAUUUCGAAUGCUAGUGCAAAGUGGACAGACACGCAAACGUGUAAUACUUUAAAAAACAUUAAUCUAAAUAUCAAAUCAAGACGAUUGGUAGCAAUUAUCGGACCAGUAGGAGCUGGAAAAAGUUCAUUAUUACAAGCGGUUUUACGUGAAUUGCCGCUUACAGCAGGCAAAAUAUCGAUGUGCGGUAAAGUGUCUUAUGCAUCACAAGAACCAUGGCUGUUUGCCGGCACUGUUCAACAAAAUAUACUUUUUGGUUCACCGAUGGAUAAUGAGCGUUAUAAACAAUUUCCAUAUGGUGACAGAACUUUGGUGGGUGAAAAAGGUAUUACCCUAAGUGGUGGCCAGAGAGCGAGAGUAAAUUUAGCUAGAGCGAUUUAUAAACAAGCGGAUAUAUAUUUAUUGGACGAUCCUUUGUCGGCAGUUGAUACAGCAGUUGGCAGGCAUUUGUUUGAGAAAUGCAUCAAAGAUUAUCUCAAAGAAAAAACAUGCGUUCUUAUCACUCACCAAGUACAAUACUUGACUGAUGUCAGUCAAAUAAUUAUAAUGGACACUGGAAGCAUAGUAGCUGAAGGCUCUUAUCAAGAACUACAAGCCACCACUUUUGAGUUUGCAAAAUUACUUGGAUCUUCGGAUGAUACAAUAUCAAAUGAGCUAAAAUAUGAUACCAUCAACAGUUCGAAUGAACAUUUGGUUUCAACAUUGUUUGAUGGUUCUAACAAAAGUAUUUCAUCGUCUCAAAAUGAUAUGAAUAUUAGCGGAGCUCUAGCUGCAAAAUUAAAUAAUACGGACAAAAGGUCAUCUGGCAGUGUUUCGAUUAAUGUUUAUAAAUCGUAUUUAUCUGCUAACAGGAGUGUUAUUAAAGUAUUUUUUUUACUUUUUUGUUUUAUUCUUACCCAACUAUUGACCAGUGGUUGUGAUUAUUGGAUUAGCUUUUGGAUAACUCGUGAAGAAGAUAUUUUGCAUGAUACAAUUAGUUAUAAUGUAUCAAAUAAUAAUGGUACAUUAUCGUCAAAUGAUUCGUCCAGUACAUCAAUGUUUUCGUCAAAUUUUCGUCAAAACUGCAUGAUCUUAUACGCCGUUAUAAUAUUUUUUUUGAUUAUAAUCAUUAUCGUUAGGACAUUGUCUUACGUAUCGUUCUGUAUGAGAGCUUCAAUAAAUGUACAUAAUCAAAUGUUCGAUAGGUUUAUUAAAGCCACGAUGUUUAUCUUCAACACGAAGUCUUCUGGUGACAUGUUGAAUCGUUUUUCAAAGGACAUCGGAACUGUCGAUGAACAUUUGCCAUACAUUAUUUUUGAUUGUUUGCAACUACUAAUGUUACUUUUGGGUAUCAUAUUUAUUGUUGGAUUUGUUAAUAUUUAUCUCAUGGUACCAACAUUUAUUGUGAUAGUAUUAUUUUAUAAGAUUAGAGUUUUCUAUUUACCUACGUCAAGAGGUAUCAAACGGUUAGAAGGAAUUACACGAAGUCCUUUAUUUGCUCAUAUGAAAGAAACAUUACAAGGUUUAACAACGAUAAGGGCACACAAAGUAGAACAAAUUGUAACCAAUGAAUUUGACAAACAUCAAGACUUACAUUCUUCAGCUUGGGAUAUGUUUAUUUGUGCGAAUCAAGCAUUUGGAUUUUGGUUGGAUCUAUUCAGCAUUAUUUAUAUAGGUAUUGUAAUAUUCAGCUUCUUCGCGGUAGAACAAGAUCAUUAUGGAGGAAAUAUUGGUCUAACUAUUACUCAAACGAUUAGAUUGACUGGAAUAACCCAAUGGGGAGUAAGACAAUUAUCGGUAUUAGAAAACCAAAUGACUUCUGUCGAAAGAAUACUUGAAUACACAAAUUUACCACAGGAAGCUGAUUUUCAAACUCCUUCUGAAAAAACACCUCCCAAAGAAUGGCCUUUUUUGGGAAAAAUUGAAUUUCAAAAUUUUAAUCUUCGUUAUAGUCUAGAUUCACCAUAYGUGUUAAAAAAUCUCAACUUUCAAAUACAGCCGAUGGAAAAAGUAGGAAUCGUUGGUAGGACCGGUGCAGGAAAAUCGUCCAUUAUCGGAGCAUUGUUUAGAUUUGCUCUCAAUGAAGGAUCUAUUAUUAUCGAUGAUAUAGAGAUACAUAAGUUGGGAUUACAUGACCUGAGAUCUAAGUUUUCCAUCAUCCCCCAAGAACCUGUUUUGUUUUCAGGAACAAUGCGAACAAAUUUAGAUCCAUUUGAUGAAUACCCUGACCUGGUUCUUUGGAACGCUUUAUAUGAAGUGGAACUUAAAACUGUUGUUGAAAGUUUGCCUGGUGGUUUAAACACAAAAAUGACUACUUUUGGUUCUAACUUCAGCGUUGGCCAAAGACAGUUAUUAUGMUUGGCCAGGGCUAUAAUUCGAAAUAAUAAAAUCAUAAUAUUGGAUGAAGCUACUGCCAAUGUCGAUCCACAAACCGAUGUGUUGAUUCAAAAUACAAUUAGGAAUAAAUUUAAAUUAUGCACAGUUUUAACAAUUGCUCACCGAUUGAAUACUAUUAUGGAUUCUGAACGAGUACUUGUUAUGGACGCGGGUACAGUAGUUGAAUUUGAUCAUCCAUAUAAUUUAUUGAAAAAGAAAGAUGGAGUUUUUUACAAAAUUGUAGAAAAAACGGGAAUAGUUACAUCUGAAUUAUUGCAUGAUAUAGCUUCCAAGAGUUUUAAAGUUCAGAUGAAAUGAAAAUUUGCAAUCAAUAUAACUGUAAAAAGGUAAUAUAUUCAGACACCUGCGGUCUUCAAUAAAAAUAUUGUUUAAUAUUUUUUAUAUGUGUACAUGACAUAUAUAUAUUAAUGUGUAACUUUUAUAGAGUCUUUGGUGAUAAUAUAAAUUC